This is a messenger RNA of Serinus canaria (Common canary), 1317 nucleotides long. Its product is annotated as serine/threonine-protein kinase pim-1-like. The record is from RefSeq and is a predicted model, not a curated record. Gene Ontology annotation, molecular function: protein serine/threonine kinase activity; ATP binding. The transcript is spliced from 5 exons. Gene Ontology annotation, cellular component: cytoplasm. Gene Ontology annotation, biological process: protein autophosphorylation. Lineage: Eukaryota; Metazoa; Chordata; Aves; Passeriformes; Fringillidae.
AUGCCCGGUCGGGCCCUGCCCCCGGCCCGGCCCCGGGCGGGGCUGCCCCGUCCCCGGCCCCGGGCGUCCCGCCGCGGUCUCGCCUCCGGCCGGCUCUGGUCGUACUGGCGGUGGCGCUGCUGGGCGGGCAUCAGUGCCUGGGGCCGGGGCGGCAUCGCCUCCCUUUGGCUCCGCCUGGCCCGAGCCCGGCUCCGGAUCCGACACCGGCCCCGGCCCCGGCCCCGACCCCGGCUCCUACCGGGGCCCGAGGAGGACACAGGUGGCGCGGCCGCUCCCGCUGCCUCCACUGCCGCUUGCCCGGCCGGAGCUCCGCCGCUCGGCAGCGCGGCCGCCGGCCCCGAGCCGCCGCUGUCCCGUUGCAGGGAGCGAACGCCUGGGGAUGGCCGGCCCGGGGCGCUUGAGGGACACUCGGGGGCCGUUGCCGGCCCCGGGCCGAGCGCUGACAGCCGCGUCCCGCCGGCAGGGAAGGCGCAGCAGGGCCUGAAGGAGCAGCACCGGCUGGGCUCGCUGCUGGGGCGCGGCGGCUUCGGCAGCGUCUUCGCGGCCACGCGGCUCUCGGACGGAGCCCCGGUGGCCAUCAAAAGGGUGCCCCGGGAGCGCGUCCGGCACUGGGGCGAGCUGCCCGACGGCACCAGCGCACCCCUGGAGAUCGUGCUGCUGGCCAAGGUGUCCACUGGCUUCCCUGGUGUGGUUCAGCUGCUGGAGUGGCUUGAGCUCCCCAACGACGUCUUGAUGGUGCUGGAGCGCCCGGAGCAGUGUCAGGACCUGCAGCAUUUCAUUCGGGCACGGCGGUUCCUGCCCGAGGAGGUGGCGCGGGAGCUGUUCCGCCAGGUGCUGGAGGCCGUGCAGCACUGCACCAGCUGUGGGGUCCUGCACAGGGACAUCAAACCAGAGAACAUCCUGGUUGACCUGGCCACCUCACUAUGCAGGUGAGCCCACACAGGGUGUGCUCCUCAUCCCCCUGAUGAACUCCAUCUGUAUUCCACAGGAACACGCUCAUACAGCCCCCCGGAAUGGACCCACUUUGGCUGGUACUAUGGCAAGCCAGCUACCAUCUGGUCCCUGGGCAUCCUGCUGCACCAGAUGGUCUGUGGGAAGCACCCUUUCAGGAGGGGCCAGAACAUCAGCUGGGACCAUCAACUCUCGCUGCCACAAGGGCUCUCUCAAGAGUGCCAAGAUCUGAUCAGGCGGUGUUUAUCCAUGCUGGACUCUGAAAGGCCCUCAUUAGAAGAGCUGCUCUGUCAUCCUUGGAUGCAGGAUAUUCAUCUGCCCUAGAAGAAGGGAGAGAGCCACAGGCACACUGUGAUGCAGGGCCCU